This is a messenger RNA of Drosophila ananassae, 396 nucleotides long. RefSeq lists its product as uncharacterized. The transcript has a single exon. The coding region runs from base 89 to 277 and encodes 62 amino acids. Lineage: Eukaryota; Metazoa; Arthropoda; Insecta; Diptera; Drosophilidae. The record is from RefSeq and is a predicted model, not a curated record.
ACGUAAACUUUCCGAAAUUCAUUGAAAAUCAGUCGAAAUCAGUGGCACUCUCAAAUCGGUCGUGUGGUGAUCUCGAAAACUACCGAAAAUGGUCAACGAAGUCCAAAACAAGAGCCCCCUGGGGGUUCCCCGAUCCCUAGGAUAUGCCUUGAAGCGCAGGAACGAUCGAUUUGUGGUGGAGCCCAUCGGAGGAAUCAUAAAUCCAGCCUACGAACCGGAUCUGGGUGGGGAUGUAUCCGCACUCCGGGAGAGAAAUACAAGCUGGCAAGUGUACUAAAAUAAUAGAAUUACUUACGAAAUGUGGGAUGUGGUUCUCCGUAUUUUAUAAAUCAGGAAAGUUUUAUCAAGGCUGGCUGUUUGUAGGCUCUGGUUUAGAAUCUAAACUAUUAUGCAAAA